AUGGGUAGAAGGAGUUCACAGAAGAAGAAUGUUGCUAUGCUAGAUAGUGAUGACACGGACAGUGUUAGCUCGUCGUCUACUAUUCGCUCAGAUUACAUUGGGGUAUCAGGUGGUGAAGAAGUUCAAUUUGAUAAGGAUACGUUGCUGGAUCAAUAUUUAGAUGCCCUUUUUGAGAAAAGGGGUUCUACUAGGGAGAAGGCUUUGGCAUCUUUGAUAGAAGCUUUCAAUAACAAUUUACCGCAUGAAUUUGUUGAAAAGAAAUUUGCUACGCUAUUGCAUCAGUGUUUGAAUUCUAUUAAGCGGGGUUCUGCGAAAGAGGUGUCAAUGGCAGCUCACUUGAUUGGUCUUUUGGCUUUGACUACUGGCCCUGGGGCAAAAGCUCAAGAAAUAUUGGAAGAGUCGGUCUCCCCGAUUUCUGAGGCCCUCAAAUCACGACAUGAAACAUCUAAGAUGUCCGCGUUGUUGGAGUGUUUGGCAAUUAUUACAUUUGUUGGUGCUGAGGAGCCGGAGCAUACUGAGAAAUCUAUGCAAAUCAUGUGGCAAGUUGCAAAUCCAAAACUAGGCCCCAACGUUGCAGCAGCUAAACCUUCACCGUUAGUGAUAGCAACAGUCGUGAAUGCUUGGUCAUUCCUUCUUACUACCAUGGAUGGAUGGACUCUUGAUCCAAAGAAUUGGCAAGAGUCGAUUGCGUACUUCUCUACUUUGCUGGACAAGGAUGAUAGAUCAGUGCGUAUGGGAGCUGGUGAAGCCCUUGCUUUGAUUUUUGAGAUAGGUAGCCUGGAGAAGUUCUCUAAGGGAUCUAGUGAAAGUUCUAAUAGUGAAGCCGACAAGUCUCGUGAACUGAUGCAUAUUCAAGGCCUAAGGUCUAAAAUUUUAGGCCAAGUGAAGAAUCUUUCUGCAGAGGCUGGUGGCAAAGGGGCCGUUGCCAAGAAAGAUCUCAAUAGUCAGAGAAAUACUUUCCGGGAAAUCUUGGAAUUUCUUGAGGACGGUUACAGCCCAGAGAAUACAGUCAAAAUUGGUGGAGAUUCUUUGAGUACAACCUCUUGGGCUCAGUUGAUCCAGUUGAAUUUUUUGAAGCAUUUUCUUGGUGGAGGGUUUGUGAAACAUAUGCAGGAGAAUGAGUUUCUUCAUGAUGUUUUUGAUUUCUCACCUAAGAAGUCUCUUGCAUCUGCUGAAUAUCGACUAUCUGCCAGUGCAAAGAGGUUAUACAAGUCACCUAAUUCAGGUCUCAAUAAGGCUCGGACUCAGUUCCUCAACAAACAAAGGGCGAUAUCGCAGGGCAAGAAUACUGGACAGUUUGCUGUUAGUUUUGAUCCGGAUAUGGCAUGA
This is a messenger RNA of Oldenlandia corymbosa var. corymbosa, 1329 nucleotides long. The record is from the annotation of a GenBank genome assembly. Lineage: Eukaryota; Viridiplantae; Streptophyta; Magnoliopsida; Gentianales; Rubiaceae.